Molecule: messenger RNA, 1851 nt
Organism: Mirounga angustirostris (Northern elephant seal)
Lineage: Eukaryota; Metazoa; Chordata; Mammalia; Carnivora; Phocidae
Gene: SLC2A4RG
Product: SLC2A4 regulator
Exons: 8
Coding region: 1-1338 (445 amino acids)
Biological process (GO): regulation of transcription by RNA polymerase II
Cellular component (GO): nucleus
Molecular function (GO): RNA polymerase II cis-regulatory region sequence-specific DNA binding; DNA-binding transcription factor activity
Source: RefSeq, a predicted model, not a curated record
AUGGGCGUGCGCCAGGGGCGGGGCCGCAAGGCGGGGCGCGGGAGCCGCGCUAAGGGGGCGUGGCCGGCCGGCAGCCUCCCGGCCGCGCGGCGCGGGCGGCGGCCGAUCGAGGGCAGGGGUCGGCGGCCCGGCCAGCCCGGCCCGGCCCGGCCUGGGGGGCCGUGUCCCGAGCGUCCGCCCUCGCCGCUGCAGCCUCGGCACCCGGCCGGCCGGCUGGCCAUGGAGGCCGAGCGCCCUCCGCUGCCCGUUCCGGGCUGCGGGCGCCCCCCGCCCCGUGCCGCCGGCCGGGACCCCGCGGCCGCGCCCGUAUCGGUGCCCGCGCCGCCGCAGGGCCCUGCCGUGGGCGGCGGCUUUGCGGGCUUGGAGUUCGUGCUGCCUCGGGAGCCGGAGCCGCGGGCCGCCAACCUAGGGGUUCCGGGGACGUGGGCGGGGGCGGCGGUGGGGCCCCCGAAGCCGUCGGCGCACAUCCCCGUGCCAGCGCAGAGAGCCCCCCCGGGAAAAUCCCGACUGGAUGAGGUCAUGGCUGCGGCUGCCCUCACAAGUCUGUCCACCAGCCCCCUCCUGCUGGGGGCCCCAGCUGCAGCCUGUAGCCCAGAGCCUGGCUUGGAGCCCUGGAAGGAGGCCCUGGUGCGGCCACUGGGCAGCUGCAGCGGAGACUGGGGCUGGGACCUGGCCAGCGACCAGUCCUCUCCAUCUACCCCGUCACCCCCACUGCCCUCUGAGGCAGCCCAUUUCCUAUUUGGGGAACCUGCCCCAAGGAAGAGGAAGAGCUCAGUGCAGGUCCUGUUCCAGUGUCUGUGGAAGCGGUGUGGGAAGGUGCUGAGCACGGCCUCCGGGAUGCAGAGACACAUCCGCCUGGUGCACCUGGGGCGGCAGGCAGAGCCAGAGCAGAGCGACGGUGAGGAGGACUUCUACUACACAGAGCUGGACGUUGGCAUGGAUGUGCUGACAGACGGGCUGUCCAGCCUGUCCCCAGUGUCCCCCACAGCCUCCGCGCCACCCGCCUUCCCCCGCCUGGAGCUGCCAGAGCCCCCGACCCUGUCCAGCCUGCUGCGGCCGCUGGCCCUGCCCCCAGUCCCCGUGCUGAGCUCUGCGGCACCCCCUGAGGUGUGCCACGGUGACAACACCUACCAGGGCUGCCUGGCCCCCAUCCGCCUGGAGCCACGGCCCACCACCAUCAGGACCUGUGUGCCAACCCUGCCCUCCAAGCUCGGUGCCAACCCAAGGAAGCCCCGGGGUGACGCCAAGAAGUGCCGGAAGGUGUACGGCAUGGAGCACCGGGACCUGUGGUGCACAGCCUGCCGCUGGAAGAAGGCGUGCCAGCGCUUCCUGGACUGAGCAUGCGCGCCCGUGCCCACCCCAAGCUGCUGCCCCGCUCCCCAGGACUCUGCCGAGGAGAAAAUAAGCUACCCCCAGCCCCCAGCCAGGCGCUCCUCCUGCGGCAGGGUUUGCUUUUUAAUGGUGGGGGAAGUUCGGUGACCCUGGACCCCCAGAGGUUUGUGGGGGGGGGUCCCACCACUCAAAGUGCCUCUGAAGAAACCAGCCUUUUGCACUAAAGCCAAACCUCACGGCUGUCCCCUUGGCCCGGGGUCCCUGGGGGUGGCCGCCCUCCCUGCCUGUCAGCCCAUGGACUUGUCAGGGUGCUGAUGGGCCAACUUCAGGGCCACAUGGGGGCCGGUCUGUGAUGCACUUUGAGGGGUGUCAGGGAGGGGCCUCCCCUGCCCGCACUUAACCCGAUGGUUCGAGGGCCCCGGGCGCUGACGUUUGUAUCUUGUUUGCGAAGCUCAGGUGUCUCGAGUCUGGGCCGCGCCAGGCAAGGAGAAAAAUUAAAGAUUUGGGGUUUUUCCAGAA